Messenger RNA from Daphnia pulex (common water flea), 2908 nucleotides. RefSeq lists its product as uncharacterized. Lineage: Eukaryota; Metazoa; Arthropoda; Branchiopoda; Diplostraca; Daphniidae. The transcript has 5 exons. The coding region runs from base 43 to 1821 and encodes 592 amino acids. The record is from RefSeq and is a predicted model, not a curated record.
AAUCCUCACCAAAGAAUUGCCAAGAGUUUCGCGUAUAAAAAAAUGAGAAAUUCUUUUCCGUCGAAAUGGAUGAUAAAAUCCCUGAUUGCAUUUCUUUUACUUUGUGUUGGAGUUUUCUGCCAAUCAGACGAGUCGACAUCUUCGUGGGCCAAACUCCAAAUUUCACCCAGCGAACUCUGUUCAAUGCCCCACGGCAGUUUCAGAGUCAACAUUUACGAACACGCAAAAAAUCACAAGGCAACGACGACAAAUGCAAGUGCCAAAAAAUAUUUUUACGCCCCCGUCGCCAUGCUGGACCACAGAAGCGCAGCGAGUUUCUACAACAACGUCACGAAACAGCCCGAGGUCCGUUUCCGCAUCGAAAUGUGGAACCCAAAAGUCGAGAGCAAAGUCGUCAAUUAUUUGACCGAAUUUCUCCGUCAGCCAAUCGAUUCCCAUCAGGUUCAAGUCAUCCCAUUCGAUAAAGUAAUCCUAGCCAGCACGUCACCGUCCACCACCUUCUCACUGAAAUCAAAUUGGCUCCCGUAUCAACUGGACAAGUCGCUCCAGUUGACACUUUCCUGUUUCCACCAACGGGAUUGCAACCAACUGGCGGCCGCUAUGCGGACCAAACCUCAGCAAUUCAACGACUUCAAACUCCUUUUUAGUUUGUCUUCGCAGACGUCGCAAACCAAACAGACGGUCAUCCGCAUCGACAGUAUCGUCUCCGGACAAAUGAUGACGCAACUCUUGCAGAAAUUCGACGAAAACACCAAAGAAGCUCUGCUAACGGCCACCGAUGAGAAGAAACUGCUGACGGAAUCGAUGACCAACGUCUUGGUCGAUACUUUCGACGACUCGGACGUCGUUUCCCAAAAUUCAGAGUCGCAAAUCUACAACAUGUUGAAGAGUUUGCUCGUCUCUUCGAGGACGACCAUCAAAGAGCAAAGCGACAAAAUGUGGGACUCGGUUUUUUGGAACGACGACAACUACCGACCGGACAAGACAUCGAAAACUAUGAACGACAUUUACAACAAAUUGGACAAGGAAGACCAGAAAAAGUUGAUUGACACGUUCCAAAACACCGACACAUUUGAAUUCAGCACAGGGGGUAGUGUCAUGGGCAUUGCUUCGAUCGAAUCAAGAUUCAAAACUGAAAUUUCCCGCCACGGUUCGACAACAAAGGAAGACAUCAACAAACUUCUCCAGGAAAGUAAAAAUCACGGCGAAUGGGAGGGAGAGAAAUUUGUUCCCAAAGCGCUGGACCUCAGCAGAGUCAAUUUGGCGCAAUUAAGAGACACGCAAUCCUUCCAGGAUCGCAAAGUGAGCGUCCGUUACUCGACCGCCGUCCUGUCAACUCCCAUCCAUUUCAUACAAAACUCUGAGCUGACAGCCACGGAUGAAUGGCAAGAGUUGAAAGACGAAUUAAAAGAAACACAAAAGCGUUUAUCAUACGCUUUGAAACUUUUAACAAAGAGGCGCAUCACUUUCGAAAAAUUAGAAAAGCAGCUUAACAGUACAGAUUACAAAUCAAACGACUUGGAAAACAAAUUUGAAGCAACAAGGCAAGAUCUGGCAAAUUCGAAUAUUACGAUCGCAACAGUUAAAGCAGCUUUAAAUGCUUUACAGACAUCAAUGGCAAGGCUGGGCCUGCAAUAUAGUUGCACUAAGAAAUCGACAAGUUUUGAGUUAAUGGGAAGAGGAGAAGGUGGUGUGGUUUAUCUUGAUCGGCAAGCCGUUGGGUGCGAUUACAACGAAUUCAUCAAAUAUUUCAGACCAGAGCAUAAUAAUAAUCGAGUCAGAUAUAACUACGAGUGUUGCAGAUAUUAUUUACAAAAAUAAAUCUUGACACUAUGCUCGGAGCACCAGUGACAAUCGCAGAUUAUAUGCAAUAGAAUGACUUCCCUCGACCUCCUUGGUUCGCUAGAGUUUGUGUAAAAAGUCACUACAGUACUUGUCUGCAUGCAUCUGAUAGUCAAAGAAAAUCCAUUGUACGCACAUUUUAUGAUUCUAAUUCAAUAUUAUUUUAAGUCUAAUUGGGAAUGCACAAUCGGAAAUGGGACCGAUUCUUUGAUCGAAGAAUAAUGAUCGAUUAAUAUUAUCAAUAAGAUGCCAACGUCGCAAAACAGCGGUUCUGGCUCAAAAAAUUGUAGAUCCGGGCAUAACUUCAUGAUAUAGAGAAAAGAUGGACACGAAAUCCAACACAAUUUAGUAAAACUAAUCUAUCCAGAAAACAAGCCAAUAUACCGAGUUCAGUAUACUCUUUGACUUAUUGCAAGCAGCACCAUAGGCAUCAAGAAAUCGAAGAUUUAAAUUCUAUUAUUUAUCGAACUAAAAUUACUCUUUUUUUAGGCAUGAGACAUUGAGAAGAAUAAGAGGCUCGUGAUAAUCGCAAUAAAUACUAUCUUUGACUUUCUUCCUACCUCCGUGUCGCUGUUCACCCAUCAGCAAAGAAUACGAGAAUUGAUGGCCACACAUUUUAUUCAUCCAGCGUCUAGGGGCUUGGUAGAUAAAGAUGCUAAUCAGAUAAAUUUGCGUAGCUGCACUGGUCGUAGUAAUAUUCGGAAUUACUUCAAAGUUAACUCUCUCACACUGCAAACAAUUCAGUCAAAUUGGAUGUAUACUGGUCGUGAACUCCAAACUCGUGGUAGUAAUUGGAUUUAACUGGUAGCUGAGCCUUAAGGUAACUAGUAACUGAUUCAACGUACGUAUCACUUUCGAAAAAUUAGAAAAGCAACUAAAUGGUAACAUUUAAAUGCGACUACAUAAAAUGAUUGAGAAAACUUUGUAACUACGUUAAAACACCCUAGACAUUUCCGGUACAAAAGUCAAAGGGUGAAGGUUUCAAGAAAUAUUUGCGAUUUAGAAAUUCCGCGUAUUGUAUGACAUUUUUUAAGCAGACACGAAUACAUAAACUGUUUAACAUUUA